AUGAUGAGGUUGCUGGACAUCCUGAUGACCAUCUAUCCUGACAUCCCGAAUGCUGCGGAGGAUGGCGCUGUCGGUGAGGCGACUUUGCACACGGUGGCAGUCAGCGACGCGGCGAUGGAGGUGGAGAGCUGCGACAGCGCCUGGAGCAUUGCGACUUCUGAGGUGCCGCGCCCCGAGAUUGCGGCCCUGCUACGCCGGGCAUUUCCCCGGGAGCUGCUGCUGGUGGCCCGAGAUGGAACGGCUGCUCAGAUGCGGAAUCUGCAGCAGGAAGAAGAUGCCGGACUAAUCGCGGAGGAAGAGGACUUUGAGCUGACCGAUGACUCUGGGAAUGGAGCCUUGGACUAUGCCAUCCUCCGAGAGGAUGCGAGCAUGGAGUCGUGGCUCUGCUCCCGUGGCGCACGGUCGCCAAACGGACGGGCGAAGCUCCAUCGCCAGGCUGCCCAGGCUGCCCGCCGGGCCCAGCGGACGGCGGAGGGGCUGGACGUGUCGCUGCAUUCCCUGUCCUGCUCAAGCCGCUGA
This is a messenger RNA of Symbiodinium natans, 519 nucleotides long. NCBI's taxonomy places the organism in Eukaryota, Dinophyceae, Suessiales, Symbiodiniaceae. The record is from the annotation of a GenBank genome assembly.